AUGGCCGCUAUCUUCGGAGGAAAUCCUCUGGUCACACAAAUAGGCCAGAAGAUAGAGAGAGCUACAGAUGGAUCCCAGGCAUCAGAAAACUGGGGACUUUUUAUGGAAGUUUGUGAUAUGAUCAAUGAGAGUGAUGAUGGUCCUAAGGAUGCAAUCAAGGCCAUUAAGAAGAGGCUUUCACAAAAUGUUGGAAAAAACAACGUAGCCAUCAUGUACACUUUGACGUGUCUGGAGACAUGCGUUAAGAAUUGUGGUAAGAGGUUUCAUCAACAUGUGGCCAACAAAGAUUUCCUUGCAGACAUGGUCAAAAUCAUUGGUCCCAAGUAUGACCCUCCACAGGCACUGCAGGAGAAGGUCCUAUGUCUCAUACAGACUUGGGCAGAUGCUUUCCGUGGUAUCCCAGAGCUAAAAGAGGUGGAGAAGGUUUAUCAAGACCUGAAGACCAAGGGUAUAGAGUUCCCCAUGACUGACUUGGACAGUAUGGCUCCCAUUCACACACCUGCACGGACACAUCCAGAUAUAGAUCCUGGACUGAACAGAAUGCGACCUGCCAGUAGCACCAGAGCUGCCAAAUAUAUGGUAGCUGAUGAUCUAGAGCCACGAGUGGCUACAGGGAUGCCACAAGGGAUGCCACAAGGGAUAGCUCCUGGAAUGUCCCCAGUCCCUAUCCAAACUACAAUGCAGCCCCAGAUGCCCCCACAGCCUGUACAAGGCACACAGACAAGCGGGCCUAUCAAUCCUACCAUAGACCAGAUGAGCAAGUUAAAAAGCGAGCUGAGCGUGGUACAGGGAAACAUUCGUGUGAUGGGGGAGAUGCUGAGUGAGCUGUCGCCCACCAAUGUCGACCCCUCUGACCUUGAACUGUUACAGGAAUUGAACCGUACCAACAGACAAAUGCAACAAAGACUGGUGGACCUGUUGGAUAAAAUAGCCAAUGAAGAAAUUACAAAUGAACUUCUAAGGGUGAAUGAUGACAUCAAUAAUGUGUUUCUGCGGUAUGAAAGAUUUGAAAAGUAUCGGACAGGGCAAACUGGUCAGCAAGCCAACCAACCAGGUAGUCAAGUGUCACCUGAACCGUCCCCUCAGGACUCCCAUUUACCACCAUCGUAUGAUCAGAUUGUUACUGGAGGCCCCGAACAGAAUUCUGGAGGACCUCGUAUUGGCAACUUAAUAGACCUUGGACCAGAGAAUACUUCUACGGGUCUCAGCUCUCAGUUUUCAGACAUGGGACUAGGAGCUGGCAGUGUAAGUAACACCCUUGGUCAGCUCAAUUCUACAGCCACCACCAACAGUACUCAUCCUCCUUCUGAUGACUUUGAUAUGUUCGCACAAUCACGUCAAUCAUUUGACCAGAAUAAAAAAACAGUGAGUGGAUAUUCAAACCAACUUGAGGAUCACCAGUAUGGAGGUGGACUAAGCCAAGCUGUCAAUGCCAAAGUAACUCCAGGGCUAGAUGAUGCUGAGGAAGUAUUGAAGUUGCAAGAUCGGGAAAAUGAUUAUGAUGAAAUGGAACAAUGGUUGACAGAUGAACAGAGGAAAGAUUUGGAAAACACAAGGAGCAAGCCUCAAGAAUCCAUCACUAGUUCAGAAUUUGAUGAGUUUUUGGCAGAGCGAGCUGCAGCGGCUGAUACUCUCCCUAGUAUUUCUGCACAAACUGGCCAACAGCCCCGCUCGGCAAACCGCAAUCGCCAACUAAAACAGAAGGAUGAGGAUGAGAAUCCAUUGUUUGCGCUGUAGUUAAUAUCGAAUCAGUGUGGAAGAGAAUGAAUGUAAAUACUUAAGGUGAAAUCUCCCUGAAAUACCUAUAUAAAGUGAGAAAUAUAAUUCUGUCAUGAAAUGAAAGAAUACUUGUUUUUUUGAAACUGUCAAGAAUGUAGACAUGAGAAUGUGAUAUGGCAUCAUACCUUGUUUGAUGUUCUGGUUAGUGUACUGUCAAUGACUCUUCUUCAGCAUCACUGUUGAACAUUUUAAAUAUUAGAAUUCAAAAUAUCAGUAUAUUACUGACUGCUAGAGUUUCAAGUCGAUAUCUAAAGAAAAAUUUAUAAUGUUUAUGUAUACCAAGUUAAGCCUAGGUGGGAGGGGCAUGGAGUGUGGCAGAGAGUAAUAUAGUAGGUGAAGAGUUGGGCAAGGGAGUAGCAUAGUAGGUGAAGUGUUGGGCAAGAGAGUAGCGCAGUAGGUGAGGAGUUGGGCAAGAGAGUAGCACAGUAGGUGAGGAGUUGGGCAAGAGAGUAGCACAGUAGGUGAGGAGUUGGGCAAGAGAGUAGCACAGUAGGUGAGGAGUUGGGCAAGAGAAGAGUACAGUAGGCAAAGGAUGGAGGAAGGGGAGUGUAUGUCUGUGUUUAGUUGAUAUGUUCUGGUCUAUCACUACUGCCGGUGUUUUUUGUUUGUGAGUGUAUGUAGGGAGAUUUGUUGUUAUAUCUCUGUAAUGCUGCUUUUCUAACAAGCAUGCAACAUGAUGUCCUGAUAGUGGGAUCCAUAUGUUGGUUGUUUAUUUUGUAUCUUUAUUUUGAUUCUAUUGCACAUCCAUUUUGUGUAGGACUUUGUUUUUAUCUCAUCUGAAAUCAAAUGUUAUGGAAAGUAGUGAACUUCUAUUGUAUGAUUCCCCCCCCCCCCAAAAAAAAAAAAAAAGAUUAGGGAAAUCUUAUAUAUAAUCAUCUGUGACUAAUGGAUUUUGAUGAGAGAUUGGAGUGUUUGGACAGAAUGAGGAGUGUAUGGUCUAAAACAGCUCAGAGUGCCUAGAUACAUCUGUUAUUAUAUGUGAUAUUAUUAUUACCCAGUAGAAUUGUGUAGAGUGUUUGAAAUAGAUCAGCUACUUGUUUGAACUGAUUUGUCUGGAAAAAUAUACAGCUGUACUGCAUUUGUGUACUGUGGAUGUACAGCAGUCAUGCUCACAAAGUCCUGUAUUCAUAGUACUAUGAAUUUACUACUAUUUUUCUUACAAGGUCCUUUAUUUAUUCACUAUUAAUGUAUUACAGUUACACACACAAGAUCCUGAAUUCAUUUUACUAUGAAUGUACUACAGUCAGUUAGACAUUGUCACAGGCCCUGAAUUCAUUGUACUAUGAAUGUAUUACAGUCAAUUAGACAGUCAUAAGGUCCUGAAUUCAUUGUACUAUGAAUGUACUACAGUCAGUCAGACAUUGUCACAGGCCCUGAAUUCAUUGUACUAUGACUGUACUACAGUCAGUCAGACAGUGUCACAGGUCCUGGAUUCAUUGUACUAUGAAUGUACUAGUCAGUCAGACAUUGUCACAGGCCCAGAAUUCAUUGUACUAUGAAUGUACUACAGUCAGUCAGACAGUGUCACAGGCCCUGGAUUCAUUGUACUAUGAAUGUACUACAGUCAGUCAGACAUUGUCACAGGCCCAGAAUUCAUUGUACUAUGAAUGUACUACAGUCAGUCAGACAGUGUCACAGGCCCUGGAUUCAUUGUACUAUGAAUGUACUACAGUCAGUCAGACAGUGUCACAGGCCCUGGAUUCAUUGUACUAUGAAUGUACUACAGUCAGUUAGACAUUGUCACAGGUCCUGGAUUCAUUGUACCACUACAGUACUACAGUAAACCAGGUGUCAUCCUACCAUGCAGUUAGCUUGAAUUUAUGCAAGAGAGGUCAUGUGGAAAGUCUGUCCUUUGAAGCUAUGUACUCUGUUCUUCAAUCAGUCAACUUCGGGUUCAACAUUUAUAUCUGAAAGAUAAUGAACAAAAUGGCCCAUAUUUAUUUAUGCCAGACAUUGUUACAGAAAUCAAGUUAUGUUGGUGCCAUUAUAAUGUCAAAAGUAUACUUACAUAUUUAAUACAGCUAUACUACUUAUAUGAUAUUGGAUACAGACAAGCUACAUGUUACAAAUGUUCUCUGUUUAAGCUAGGUAAGCAAUGUAUCACCAAUUGCCAAGUGGAAUGAUAAAAUGUUAGGUUCUAAAAUCUGGUCAUGCUUUCCACCAUAAAUGGUUGGGUUUUGCCUGUGGUCCUUAAAGUAACAUCACAUGUUAUUUCCAAGUUUUGUUCUCAAAAACUGUAGGAUGACACUUGCAAUCUAAUGCCUUCCACUGGUCCUUUGAUCACUUUUGGAAAUUUUACCCACAACAUAUUUCAUAUACUAAAGUAGGCUUGUCAAUUUUGUAUGCAUGUACCUUUUCAGAAGGCAGAAUAAAGAAAACUUGUUAAAGUUGGAAUUGGUGCCCCACUUUCCAGUGUUACGUUUCUGUGUUAAGGUAUGAUCAGGAGAUUUAUUGUUUAUGAUGGACAAUGGAUUGACCACAAUGCUUUGCCUUUUUUUUUUUAACUAAUUGUAACAAAAUUGUAAGAAUGGUAUGGAUACAAUUUUACAAAGGCACAUAAUAGUAAAAAGAUUUUUUAUAUCUUCUAUGAAAAAAGAAUAGAAUUGUUUGAAUGUUGAUUACAUGUAUUUGAUCUGUGUGGAAUUUCACCCAAUUUGUUUAUUUUGUAAGCCUUCAAAUGUUAUUGUUGAUCAAUAGGCUAGGAGUUAUGUAAUCAAGUAAUCAAUAUUUUGUCUCAAAAGUAUUCAAUCAAGUAUUAUGCCUGAUUUGUAGCUUUAAUAUCUUUUCUCUAUUUUAACUAGUAAAUAGAUUAUGAUGGUUGUUCCUGUUACAAGGGAAUUGUGUUAUUCAGUGCAUAUUACAGUUGGAGGGUGCAAGGUUAUCUCCCCCUUUACUGUACAUUUUCCCCUAUGUUUGCAAUAGAAAUGACCAUUUUGUUGUUGGAACCUUUUAUUGUCAGUUUGCUCAUUAGUAUAACAUAAGUUUUUGUGAUCCUUUUUACAUCUUGGUGGAAAUAGGAGACAUGAAGCAUAACAGUAUUUCUAUUUACUAUAAUCCUAACCAGAAAUCGCCAGCACUAUUUCUCCUGCAGAUAUCAGGACAACUUUUGUUUAUUCAGUUAAAACAGUUCAUGUGAAAUACAAAUAUUUGUAUUCUGUAAAAUCAGGUCACAAAAUUCAUACUGGCAGAGGCUUUUCCAAUGAAAAAUAAAAUUUGGUCCUAUUUUUUUUUCUUAUAUUACUUUUUAUGGGUUUUAAUGUCAUUAAAAUGAAUAACUGAUAUGAGAAUAGACCUUGUUUUAUAAGCGUGCUAUGGUCAUUUAAUUUGUUAGGCUGAGGCAUUACCAAGUUCAAUGAUGAAAGUGUGCACUGUUAACUAGUGAUUUGCAUAUGUUGUUUUCAGGUUUAAACACAUGAAAUUGUUGAACUCAAUAAAUGAAAUUAGUUCAGAAAGUGAUGUACUACGUCAUGUUUAAUUGAAAAUCAUCUUUUCUUUUUUAAAACAUGAUUUAAAAAAAAAAUUGUACACUUGUAUCAAAAUGGCAGUAAGAUUUGGGUUUUCCUCUGUUAUGUUUAGAUUCUCUAUUACUUGUACAUUGUCACCUUGAAAUCAUUACCCUGCCACCAGAGCCAUUUGUUCAAUCUGCUUUUACAGAGGGUAAAAUACAGGAGGGAUUAUGAUAUCUUCAUUAAUUUAUGGCAAUUACAGUUCCAUGACUCUUGGAAGAUAUUUCUUUACUAUCAGAUAUUACAAAUAUGUCUGUUCCAGCUCUUGUUUCCACAUACUCUUACUAUUACUAGCUUGGGAUUGAAUUUUAGGAUUGGAAGUCUAAGGUCAAGGUCAAGGUCAUUUUCUAAAAACAAAAAUUUGAUCUUCGUUAAGUUUUCCUGCACAUUACCUGUGGUCCCGUUACAUAAAGUAUUUUUUACUUGAGUGUGGAUGUCACUAGAGGCAAGUGAUCAGAGAAAUCUCUGUAGUCUUUGACAAUAUCUACCAAGGUGAAUAUACUUUUGAUGAAAAUGAAAGAUGUGAUAUUUUCCAAUUAUUGAUUUCAAGUUGAAGAUAUGCUGGAUUUUCUCGUUGGUAAAUUAUGGAGACAACUAUAAAUAAAUGUGUUGUUGAUACUUGUUAUAUUUUUUAAUAUUUCCUGGCUCUGGAGACAUUAAGAAAAUACACCCAGAUACAUUGACACUUUGAUGUAUUCAAUUAAUUUUGUCAGUUAUUCACUGGCUGAAGAUUCUCCAGAUAUUAAAAGCAUAAUGAUAAAUGAUGAUAGUUUGAAUUUCAUCAUUAAAGACUACCUCUACAUUGUUAAAUGAUCAUGGUAUUUUUUAAUAUUAGGUUAUAAUUUGACUGUACUAAAGGGCUGUCUGUUGAUCAGUACAUUAUUUUAUUGGAAAUUUGAAGGGAUUUCUAAGUAAAUUGAUAGUGGUAUUUUUCAAUGUUAGAUCAUGGCUCUCCUGUACUAUAGUACAAAAUUGUUAAGUCUGAUAUUUUAUUGGAAGAAUUUCUUUCCCACCAUGUUUUACAUAUAUCUACACAGGUUUGGUUUUAAAAUGGUGAAGGGGUUAAAUUUUUUUAUUAGUUGUCACAUGUUGCCAUCACCCUACAGUUGCCUUACUUUUCCUAAGACCUUAAUUGACUGCUAUGGCACAUCAUCUGCAAGGUCAAUUCAGGUUAAAUGUCCGUAGAAGGAUAGUACCAACUUUUGGAGAGAUUGAAGAUGUCCGACUUUUCUGCAUGCUUUAAUGUAUAAUAGAACAUUACGCCAGAUCAGAAGAAUAUUAGUGUAGGUUAACACAGGCUAGUGUUACUGUUUACUGCUAACAAGCAACAGGAAUUGAAGAUUGUUAAAUGUUUACCAGUAUAUUAAGUGUUCUAUCACUAUAAACAGAACCAGUUACCCGAAUAACACUUGAUUGCUAAGAUAAACAUAUGUCCAUGAUCCUUGUUUCUCUACAGUGAAACAUGUUUAUGAAAGAACAGGGAAGAUACACAUAAAUGUUGAGUACUCCAACCAGGAAUCACACCCGGAUCUCUGGCGUAAUAAUCAACCGGCUCUACCAACUGAGCCAAAGAAGCCUGCUCCGUAAGCUGAGUGACAGAGACUUUUUAUACUACAUACAAGUAAUGCUGACAUGCUCCUUUUACAAAUAGUUAUAUAGAUAAUGGUAACAAGACUUUUUCGUGAUUGGAGAUAUGUACUUUGAAACUUUAUUGUAAGGGCUAUUCCAAUAGAACAUCAAUCCCACCAAACGUUUUCUUAUUUGUUAGGGGCUUCAUCGGCACACCAGGAAUGAUAAUUUGCAUAAAAAUGGUAAGAAAUACUAUGAUGGUAAUAAUUGAUUCCAGCCCUUGGGUUAGGAGUUUCUUUUAUGAAAAGCACAUUGUUUUGGCUGUAGUUAAUUCAUAAUAGGUAGUGACAUUUUCUUAUCUACAAUAUUUUUGAGUCAACCUGGAGAAAAAAGAUUAUGAUGCCAAGAUUGAUAUUGCAUUCAGUUGCAGACGUGAUUUGCAUUGUGUCGUUAUACACAGUAAACUUGACAGAUGCAUGUGUUGUGAACUUCUGUAAUUAAAUAGUGAUUAUUCUAUUAAGGCUCUAGUGUUUAAGUGUGUAACACUUGACUAACACCAUACGCUCAGUGCAUUAAUUAUACCUCUGCUAGUGUAUCAUGCUACAAUUAUGUACAGUAAAAAGGGUUUUUUUUUUGUUUUUUUCAAAUAUAUAUUAAUUUGUAUAUAAUUAUCUUGGGAGGAUCACCCAAAUAUUUAUUCUGUUUAAAAAAUACAUUUUCAGAUGGAUGUUAUGUUGCUUUUGGAAAAAUUUACAUUUUGGACAUGUUACAGAUUAGCUAGAUUGAGACUGAAGUUUCACAGAAACCUUAUGAUGUGGUUGAGAUAUUUUUAAUCCUAGUUAUAUAAAGUAUUGUUCUGUAUGAUGAAUCCUCAAUGACUUGCUCCUGUAGGUAUGUGAUUGUCACUAAAGUUAAAUGUGUACAGAACAAACACUGUUGGGCCACAAUCCUGUCACAACCCUUUAUCACACUGCAGGUUCUUGUGAAAAUGUGUAUAUAUGCAGAUACUAUUGUAUAUUAAUGUAAACCUAUCGUAAAUAAACAUAACAAAGAUUUAUAA
Messenger RNA from Ylistrum balloti, 7914 nucleotides. RefSeq names its product TOM1-like protein 2. NCBI's taxonomy places the organism in Eukaryota, Metazoa, Mollusca, Bivalvia, Pectinida, Pectinidae. Gene Ontology annotation, biological process: signal transduction. Bases 1 to 1737 code for a protein of 578 amino acids. Gene Ontology annotation, cellular component: endosome; membrane. The transcript has 17 exons. The record is from RefSeq and is a predicted model, not a curated record. Gene Ontology annotation, molecular function: ubiquitin binding; phosphatidylinositol binding; clathrin binding.